Molecule: messenger RNA, 1986 nt
Organism: Phasianus colchicus (ring-necked pheasant)
Lineage: Eukaryota; Metazoa; Chordata; Aves; Galliformes; Phasianidae
Gene: HTR4
Product: 5-hydroxytryptamine receptor 4
Biological process (GO): positive regulation of MAPK cascade; adenylate cyclase-activating adrenergic receptor signaling pathway; regulation of appetite
Cellular component (GO): plasma membrane
Molecular function (GO): G protein-coupled serotonin receptor activity
Source: RefSeq, a predicted model, not a curated record
UGCAGGACAAGGUCUCUUCUAUGGACAUUGAACACCCAGCUACCUAUGCCUAUUGCCUGUGAUGGAAGAGCUUGAUGUUAAUGUGAGUUCAAGUGAGGGCUUCGGCGUAGCAGAGAAGAUCGUGCUGCUCACCUUCAUCUCUGCAGUUAUCCUGAUGGCCAUCCUGGGGAACCUGUUGGUGAUGGUGGCUGUGUGCCGGGACAGGCAGCUCAGGAAAAUCAAGACCAAUUAUUUCAUCGUUUCUCUCGCCUUUGCGGACCUGCUGGUGUCAGUACUGGUGAUGCCAUUUGGAGCCAUUGAGUUGGUCCAGGACAACUGGAUCUACGGGGAAAUGUUCUGCCUUGUCCGAACAUCCCUUGAUGUCUUGCUCACCACAGCAUCGAUCCUGCACCUGUGCUGCAUAUCACUAGACAGGUACUAUGCUAUCUGUUGCCAGCCACUGGUGUACAGGAACAAGAUGACUCCACUGCGUAUUGCUGUAAUGCUUGGAGGCUGCUGGGUAAUCCCGACAUUUAUUUCUUUCCUCCCUAUCAUGCAAGGCUGGAAUAGCAUUGGCAUCAUUGAUUUGAUUCAGCAAAGGCAGUUCAACAAGGCUUCCAACUCCACGUACUGCAUAUUCAUGGUCAACAAGCCAUACGCCAUUACCUGCUCUGUGGUGGCCUUUUACUUUCCCUUCCUGCUGAUGGUGCUGGCCUACUAUCGCAUCUACGUCACUGCCCGGGAGCACGCCCGGCAGAUCCGGGUGCUGCAGCGCGCAGGGACCCCUGCUGACAGCCGGCACCAGCCUGACCAGCACAGCACGCAUCGCAUGAAGACCGAGACCAAAGCUGCCAAGACCCUGUGCAUCAUCAUGGGGUGCUUCUGCCUGUGCUGGGCCCCCUUCUUUGUCACAAACAUAGUAGACCCUUUCAUAAACUAUACGGUGCCGGGGAAGUUGUGGACAGCUUUCCUGUGGCUGGGCUACAUCAAUUCAGGGUUGAACCCCUUCCUCUAUGCCUUCCUGAACAAGUCUUUCAGACGUGCCUUCCUCAUCAUCCUGUGCUGUGGUGAUGAGCGAUACCGAAGGCCUUCCAUCCUGGGGCAGACAGUCCCCUGUUCCACCACCACAAUAAAUGGAUCAACUCAUGUGCUAAGGUGAGUGUUUGUUCCUCAGCUGCUGCAAAAUACCUUGAGUCACUGGAAAGAGGGUUUCUCGUGAGUUUUCUUAAAGGAUCAUUUUUGCAUUGCAUUUGAAAUAGCUGAUGAAUUAACUAUUCAAAAAGGAGGGAGCAGGAGAAGUGCACAGAAAUCCUUAGGGUGCUCCAAUGACCAGUGGUUUGUACGUACCCAGAUGCGUACUGGAGUGCACAGUUUCUCCAGAGGCGUGUUCAGGAAACAGUUGGGAGGAGGCAGUAGUUGUGCGUGCAUGCUGGAAGUCCUAUUGCUUUUUCUGAGAAGAGCAGUUUGACUGCAGGGGAAGCACCUUGCAGGAGGCUGCCUUCCCUUUGCUCUGUUUGCCUCUUCUCCUCCGAUUCUGCUUUUGUAGACCCGCUGGCCAGUGCUACUGCUCCUGAAGUGAUGAAAGGCAAAGGAUGGCACUGUGGGAUCCCAGGGAAUGUGAAUCCCCCACACCUCACACAUCCAUCCUUUGUGUCACACCACAGUGCUUUUUGCAAGAGGACUGGGUGUGGUUGGGAUGGCAGCAGGCUCAGUGCUGGGACACAUCCUGUGCUCCCUUCUCCUCACUGAGCAGCGGAGGCAGAGCACUGGGGAAGACAGGGAGGAGCAGUUAUCUCCAUAAUAUCAGAAUGAGCUGUAUUCUCUGAAAGAAAAUCCGCAGGUGUUUCUGUGCAAUUGCCUGAGAGCUGUUUGGUUCUGGCGGUAGAUGAAUUCAUGGCUCCAUACUUGCAGAUAAGGGCUCAGUAGCAGAGUUUGUGUUCAGAGCUGAACCCGUUUGGAGAAAAAAUCAUACUUCCAGCUGUGCCUGAUCUGUUGGUUUGUUUCUGA